AUGGCCGAGGCUGCCUAUCGUCUGUCCAUCGCCAACAAUGUCACUUUGGGCUUUGGCACCGCCGCCACCCUUUCCUCCGAGGCCUACAUGCACCUCAUAUGGGGGCAGUGGGCAGUGGGCACGCAAUCUGGGUCAAAUGUUGGUUCUGUGGGCUCGUACAAUGUCUUCACGGCCAUGCGGUGGCGCGCGCACUCCAGCGACCAGGCGAAGAGAUGGAGUGCGCGAACGCAAUUCGAAGUCGAGGAGAAGUCAUUGGAAGUCAUUGGAAGUCAUUACACCCGCCCGCCCAUUACAAGACAAUCGAAUGAUGCUGCAAUAGCCCGCUCCACUGUGCGUGUUGCACCAAGUACAGUUCACCGCUCGUGUUUGUCGUCACGGGAUCCUGCAGAAACACAGAAGCACAGAAGAAACAGGAGCUCGUCCUACGACGCGUCGUUGCAGACGCGUGAACCGCUCCCAUAG
Messenger RNA from Sphaerulina musiva SO2202, 462 nucleotides. RefSeq lists its product as uncharacterized. The transcript has 3 exons. NCBI's taxonomy places the organism in Eukaryota, Fungi, Ascomycota, Dothideomycetes, Mycosphaerellales, Mycosphaerellaceae. The coding region runs from base 1 to 462 and encodes 153 amino acids. The record is from RefSeq and is a predicted model, not a curated record.